CUCUCUCCCUCUUCACACCAACUCAACCUCCCCCUCCCUCCCCUCUCUCUCUCUCUCUCUCUCUCUCUCUCUCUCUCUUCACACCACUAGCCUCCCUCUCUCUCUCCCCCUCUGCGGCUCUAUCUGCUGGCGCUGCGGUGAAUCUCUCCCCCGCUGUCAGAAACGGUAAAGUCAGGCAGCCGGCGGUCCGUAUCUGACCGUUAAAAGUCACAAACCUCGUUGAAAACGUCGUCUUUAUCCGACCGUGUCGACGCGUUAACGGGGCUUUAAAUUACUCUCCCAGCAGCUUAACACCCUCCGGCGGCAAAAUGGGAAAUGAAGCCAGUUAUGCCCUGGACAUGUGCUCGCACUUUGAUGCUGAUGAGAUUAAGAGGCUAGGAAAGAGAUUUAAGAAACUCGACCUAGAUAACUCCGGGUCCCUGAGCGUGGAGGAGUUUAUGUCCUUACCAGAGCUCCAGCAGAAUCCCCUCGUGCAGCGAGUUAUCGACAUAUUCGACACCGACGGAAAUGGGGAAGUCGACUUUAAAGAGUUCAUUGAAGGAGUCUCCCAGUUCAGCGUCAAAGGUGACAAGGAGCAGAAGUUGCGUUUUGCCUUCAGGAUCUACGACAUGGACAAAGACGGCUACAUAUCCAACGGGGAGCUCUUCCAGGUCCUCAAGAUGAUGGUGGGCAACAACCUGAAGGACACCCAGCUUCAACAGAUUGUUGACAAAACCAUCAUCAACGCAGACAAAGACGGUGAUGGAAGGAUAUCCUUCGAAGAGUUCUGUGCCGUCGUUGGUGGAUUAGACAUUCACAAAAAGAUGGUGGUAGACGUCUGACAACUUUCCCCCCCUCCAUUUACUGAAGAUCUGCUUGAAGACGCCGUCCAGCGAAACGCUGUGUCUGUUUUCAAUGCAAGUAUUUUCUCUGUGAAAUAUCCCCUCCUCACCCCCUCCCCCCUCCUCCCUCCUCACCCCCACCUCCACCUCCCCGCGAGCCUUCUGAAGCCAAACUUUUACCAAGUAUUAUUGAACAGGGACUCUCAGUGACUCGGCGUCGCACUUUAAAAGCUGGCGGACGGCUUUUUAACACAGAGCGACGGUUUCAGUUUGGUGGAAGAAAGCUGGAGUGUGUGUGUUCGAGUGUGUAUGUGUACUGUAUGUUUUACUGGGUUUUCAAGGUAUGUGGGUUUUUUAUAUUUAUUUUGGUGUCAGUUUUUUUUUUUUUUUUUUUUUUGAGAAUCAAAGAGUCUAUCUUAAAGCAAGUAAACCGUAGUGGACGAGUGUAGUUAGUGGUGAUGUUACUUGAUUUCAGAACAACACAAACAGCAUGAAGUGCCAACAAGAAUUUAUUGACAUGCAUUUGAAUUACAGGUAAAAUCUGUGUCUUUAUUUUAGAGAUGUAAUUGUAUUAUUGAAUGCAUUUAUCUUACUGGAGUAUUGCAUUAUUUACACUUAAGGAACUGCUUCGUCACAGUCAUUUUGGCGUCAUUUUGUCUGAAAUAACGGGGCAGAUUGGGACCUGCGUGUUUUUAAACGAUGUACUUUGGCUUACAUCAGCAUCCAUAUUCGUUUGGGUUUUUUUUAGGCACUUUUGUGAUAUUAAGCAAGUCACAUAGUCCGAGACAAAUUCUGACCUGUUGACGUGAACCUGGUGAUAACGAUAACUCGCACAAACGAGACGUACCGUCAGGGACGAGUCCCAUUUGUUUUCAGCAGCGCCUAAAGUUGACGUUACGAAAGCUGCUUCUCAUACAUGUUUGUAGAUGUACUGCAGAAAUCUUCUGCAGAACACGUCCAAGCGAAAGCGGAUAAAACUCUCGGCUGCGUGGAAUGAGAUCGGAGUUGUUUGCGUUCAGCUACGAAAAACGAAAUUAGGAAGAUUCUGAUAUUUCUCAUUUACGUGUUUGCUUGAUGACGCAUUAGAAACUGUAACGCCACUGAUCGUUGAACAACACGCAGGACUCCUACAGGUUGGAAAGACACACUCACAUUUUUAGUUUUUAAUAGGUCUGUACAUGUUUUUACACCUAUAAGAUUUAGUGAAAUAGUUUGGGGAGAAAAACAAGCUUCAGCUGUAGAUGUACGGCAGAAUUAGCAAAGACUGUAAAUGAUUUUGUAAACCGAACACGGUAUGUUCUGUAGUCAGCUGAAUCUGUGUAUUUGCAGCUCCUCUGCUUUGGACAGUCACAUCUUUAUACUUUAACUCUCUUUUGGGAAGAAGCAAAGCUGAGGAGGAGGAGGAGAAAAACAAAACGGCCGUCGAGCUGCUAAAAGCCGCUGUACUCGGUUCACGCUGCAGGAAAUCUGCCAGACGGAACGGUUUCUUUCCUGACGCGCUGCAAAAGACAAAAGACUUUUCUACCUGAAACGGAAGACUUGUGAUGUGUUUGCAUGACGUGUGAUCUGAUCUCUUCUUCUUCUUCUUCUGCCCGUUGCUGUUUGCAUGUAGAUCAGGUUUUAUUAAAGAUCUUUAAAGCUCUUUUCUUUUUUUUUUUUUUUUUUUUUUCAAAGCUCGAGUUUACCAGGCUGGUCUCAAAAUUUAAUGAAAUGAGCGCAAUGUCUUGCAGAUGCAAAUAAUCUAUUCGGUGCAUGCUACGUGACACAAAGAGUGUGUGAUAGUAUUACUGGUUAAGUUUGACCACUUGCAUAUUUGAAUUUUUAUACAGUUAUACAAUAAAAUAUAAAAUCCACGGUUUUUGUGCAUGUUUAAUAGUUAGAAAUCAUGGAAAAUAGCUACUUUGAAUAGAACUUCAACCCUUAAACAAGAUUGUUUAUUAAGCUAUUUGCUGUAAUAGUUUGGUAUUUUAAACCUGUGUCAGGGUCGUGUUAUUAUCAGAUAACGUCAGAUCAUGGAUUUCACGGCGACGAUCGUACUCUGAACAUUUUGUCUUGUCUUUCGUUAAUUUUAGCAUUUCAGAGUUUUGGCUCAUUUCAUGAAAUUCAGUGAGACCGUGUUGUGUUUACAUGUUAAUAAUGGUGAUACAUAAAACAUGAACAUUUAAAGCACGUAGAUGUUGCCAAUAAAAGGUUUAAACAUGGAAAUGUAUAAAAUCACUCCACUGAAACUGUAACCAUAAAGGUGUUUUAGUCGCCCGCCACUCGCUCUGUUUUGGGGAUAAAACCUGUAUUUGUUUUUUCUUUAGGUUGAUGAUAUUUUUGUUAUAAACGGUUGGUGUUGAAGCUUCCUGCUUGUUUAGUUUCAGGUCGGUGCGGAAAUGUCUUCUGUUGGUUUAAAGGGAUGUUUGUGAUGGAGGCCACACGGAUUCAGUCUUAGAUUUUUACUCCUGUUUUCAUCUUUGCUGCGUCACUGAAACUUCAUACAUGGAAAAAUGAGAAAUAAACUGUUUGAAAGUU
Siniperca chuatsi (mandarin fish) is the source of this 3338-nucleotide messenger RNA. RefSeq names its product protein phosphatase 3 (formerly 2B), regulatory s1ubunit B, alpha isoform, b (gene ppp3r1b). Gene Ontology annotation, molecular function: calcium ion binding; calcium-dependent protein serine/threonine phosphatase regulator activity. The record is from RefSeq and is a predicted model, not a curated record. NCBI's taxonomy places the organism in Eukaryota, Metazoa, Chordata, Actinopteri, Centrarchiformes, Sinipercidae. The transcript is spliced from 6 exons. The coding region runs from base 309 to 821 and encodes 170 amino acids.